Molecule: messenger RNA, 4703 nt
Organism: Rattus norvegicus (Norway rat)
Lineage: Eukaryota; Metazoa; Chordata; Mammalia; Rodentia; Muridae
Source: RefSeq, a predicted model, not a curated record
GGAUGCUCUCUAUUCUCCAACCCAACCGGGUCCCGCAGCCCCGCUUAUCAGUCGCCAAUCAGGAAAGCUGUUACGACUUAGGAUCAACGGUCCAAUGAGAAGCCUGGAUAUUCGGAAGGUGCGGCCGUUGCCGCCAUGUUUGAGUCCCGAGAAGCCCUUGAGAGGUGUGCUCCAUCGACCUUGUUGACUGUGUUUUCGUUUAGGGAGGACACCUGGAUGCAUCGGAAGCAGAAGAUGGAGCCAGUGACCUUUGAGGAUGUGUCUGUGAACUUCAGUCUAGGAGAAUGGGCUCUGCUGGAUUCCUACCAAAAGAAGCUCUACAGAGAUGUGAUGAUGGAGACCUUUAUGAACCUGAUCUCCAUAGGAAAGACAGAGGAAGAAAGUAUGGAUGUGAAUUACCCAAUGGUCCAGAGAAAUCGGAGAAUUCAGGUGGUUGAGAAAUUCUGUGACUGUGAACAUGGUAGUCAGUGUGGAAAGACCCACCAACAGAAGACAGAGCAUAUUGCUAAUGGGGAGAGUCGUCCUGCAAUCACAGCCUAUGAAAGCAGUGUGAAUAUAAAAGACAUCAAUGGUCACUCAUCCUCAGAUGCGCUCCUUAGAGGUCAAAAUGAAGAGAAACCAUACGGAUGCCAAGAACUCAGGGAAAAGGCUAUUAAACAUGAAAAAUGUUGGAAAGAUGUUAUUUAUUCUGAAUCCUUCCAGACACUUGAGAGGGUUCAUGCUACAGAGAACAUUUGUGAAAAUAAACACACCAAUGAAUCUUACAGGAUUCCCACUUCUCAUCAAGAUUAUGAGAGAACUCACACUGGAGAUGAGCUACACAAGUAUAAACAAUUUGAGAAAACCUUAACGGGAGAAAGUUAUAUUCAAAUAUAUGAAAGGAUCCAUACUGGAGAAAAACCAUUUGCUUGUAAGCAGUGUGGAGAAGCCUUUAUUAAUUCCAGUCACCUGACCAAACAUCAGAGAAUUCACACAAGAGAGAAAACAUACUCAUGUAGACAUUGUGGUGAAACUUUCCUGUAUUCCACGGCCCGUCAUAAUCAUGAAAAAACUCACAAAAGAGAACGUAGUUUCAUAUGUAAACAUUGUGGGAAAGCAUGCAUCCACUCUUACCAACUUCUUCAGCAUGAAAGACGUCACACUCGAGAAAAACGUUACACAUGUGAUCAAUGUGGCAAAGCAUUUAGACGGUCCUCAAACCUUCACAAACAUGAAAGAAUUCACAGUGAAAAACGUUAUGCAUGUAAACAUUGCGGGAAAGCUUUUAUCACUGAGGGCAACUGUUACAGCCAUGAAAGAAUUCACACUACAGAGAAAACAUAUGUUUGCAAGCAGUGUGGGAAAGGAUUUACACUUCCCUCAUACCUUCGAAAACAUGAAAGACUUCACACUGGAGAAAAAUGUUACACAUGUGAUCAAUGUGGCAAAACAUUUAGACGGUCCUCAAACUUUCUCAAACAUGAAAGAAUUCACAGUGAAAAGAAACGUUAUGCAUGUAAACAUUGCGGGAAAGCUUUUAUCACUGCGGGCAACUGUUACAGCCAUGAAAGAAUUCACACUGCAGAGAAAAAGUAUGUUUGCAAGCAGUGUGGGAAAGGAUUUACACUUCCCUCAUACCUUCGAAAACAUGCAAGAAUUCACACUGGAGAGAAGCCCUAUACAUGUAAAUAUUGUGGGAAAGCCUUCACCCAUUCUAGUGCUUAUUACAAGCAUGAAAAAAUUCACACUAGAGAGAAACCAUAUGUAUGAGUAGAGUGUGGGCAGGCAUUCACCUUUUCCAAAUCCCUUCAAAUUCAUGAAAGAACUCAUACUACUAGAGAGAAAUUUUAUGAGUGUAACCAGUGUGGGAAAGCUUUUACAUGUUUCUUAUACCUUCAAAGGCAUGAAAGAUCUCACAAUGGGAAGAAACCCACUGGGUAGAACUCAUACCUCUGUAAGCUGUGUAACUAGUCAACUUACUGUUGAGAAUAUUUAUUUAUUUAUCAUUUGUUUAUUUGUAUGAGGUUUGGGUUAAGAAUACACUCGCCUCAGUGUACACAUGGGGAGCCCCAGACAGCUUUCUGGAUUCAGUUCUCAUAUUUCCUUUAUGUGAGUCCUGAUGAUGGAGCUCAGAUCCUUAAUCUCCUUAACCCGAACGACCCUUCUGAGCCAGCCCACCAGCAUUUAACGUGCUUUUUUUAUGAAUGACAAUUCUUAAAUAAGUUUUAUAUUUUGUAAUUUUCUAUGUAUACUUUUUCCAACAAACUAAUGGAUAGACGGGGCUUGAAGGAUGGCUCAAUAGUUGUUUACUUGCUGUGAUUGCAAAGAGAGGACCUGGCUUGAAGUCACAGCACCCAUGUGGUGACUCACAGCCAUCAGUAACUCCAGUUCCUCGUGAUCUGACACCCUCUUCUGGGCUCUGAACAUUGUGUAUACACACUACAGGCAAAAUACAUAAGAUAAUAAGCCUUUAAAAGAAUGAAGAUAUACUGGAUAAAACUUGUAAGUGUAAUUUUCCCCAUAAGUGCAAGUGUAUAUAGAUGCAUACCUGCCCUUGCAUCAGGCACCAUAGUGUAUACCUUUUAUUCCAACACUGGGGACAGAGGCUAGAAAAGUAUAACACUAAAUAUAGGGGUUUUGAAUACAAUUUGUGAGACUUGAGAAAAGACCAUUUACAACCAAAUUAAGUUGUCACUGUUAAAACAUGAGAGGUCCAGGUGUGCCGGCACACACCUUUUAUUUUACCACUUGGAAGGAGGAAAGAGUUAGGCAGGUCUGUCUGGAUUCCAGGCCAGUCAGGGAUACUGAGACCCUGCCUCAAAAAAGGUGGGGGUGGGGUGGGGCGCUAGUUUAACAUAGCUACUUUUAGGUCAGCCCGAGCUACAUGAAACUCAGAAAAAAAAUGUUGUGAAGAGGUAAAAAUUCUAAAUUUUCUUAUACAAUUGGAUUUUGCAAACGUGAGUGUAAAUACCUUAAGCAAAUUAACAUAUGCAAAUAAAAUAUUCCUGAAAUGAUCACAAAAAAUUAAGUACAUGUUACUCAUGUUUAAUGUUUAUAAUACUUGCCUAUUCUUACUCAAGACUUCUUGACUGUAUCAUACUUCUUUUUUCAUUGAAAGUAUAACUUAGUGAAUAAUUUAUGAUUGCCCAUGACUGUCAUCCCUGAUGUAUAAAAAUCUGAGAUGAGAGAGUAAACUUAAGCUCACAUUUGAAGGAGCAAAAACAUCAACUCUUUGAAUUGUGAUAAUGGAACUUUUGCCAAAUCAAUUGCGUUUCGGCCAGGUAAACUGGUAUCUCUAACGGGUGGUAAGUCAUGAGGAGAUGCGUUACCCUUUGCUGGAGAGCUGUAUUGAGUUCAUUGAUUGAAAAGCAUUUACAGUCUAGCAGGCUAUAUUUGCAGACACUUUCUGAAGUUGCAGUUGGUUACUCCCCACAUGUGUCUUUAGGUUUGUGGGUCCCCAGUGUACAUUUGGGUGUCCGGGAACAGUCUCCUUAACACAUGAGACCUGAGGAUAGUACUCAGGUUGUCAAGCUUUUGAUGUGUAUGCUUUUCACCAGCCCUUUAAGUAGUUUUUGAGUAGCUGUAUUUGAUGUGAGAUUGAAAAUGUAUCAGUGUUCCUUUUUUGUUGUUUUUUAAUACAGUGUAUCCCUGGCUCUCCUGGCAUAUGCUCUGUAUACCAGGCUGGCCUCAAACUUGGAAUCUGCCUGCUUCUGCCUCCCGAGUGCUGUAUCACAGGCAUGCGCUACCACCACCCAGUGUGAUGUCUAUUUUCUCCAAAUAACAGAAUUUUGGGGUUUUGUUAUUUGUGUGUGUGUGUGUGUGUGUGUGUGUGUGUGUGUGUGUGUGUGUGUGUGUGUGAUACAUGUGAUGUAUUAGUGGUUAGUGCAGAUGAAUAAGAGUGGAGGUCAGAAGACAGCCUUUAAGAGUUGUUACUUUGAUAGGCUGGAGUGCCUGCUGAACCCUGCCACCAAUGCCAAAUAAGAUUUUUCUUUAUAGUUUUUAAGCACUGUAACUAAUUAUAAGGAAUAUUUUAUAGUAUUGAAAAUGUUACACUGUUGAAAAUGUUUCAACUGUUAAGAGCAUGUACUGAUGUUGCAUAGGAUCUGAGUUUAGUUCCCAGAACCUGUGUCCAGCAGCUCAGAGCCACAUCCAACCCCGACUCUGCAAGAUGCAAGACAUCUGACUUCCCAGGAGACUGGCACUCACAGUCAUAAACCCACACAAACUGGUCACCAUUCAGUAUAGUUUGGUUUUGUUAUUGUUGAGCAGUACUGAGGGGUUGAAUAUAAUUAUAUCAUCUUAAAUAAUUUUCUUACGUGGAAGACUGUAGUGAGAAGAUGUAAAUCACGUUCACAAGUUAACCUCAUCUCAAAAAUGUUCAUUGCAGGAUGUGUUGGCACACUCCUUUCAUCCCAAACUUGGCAGAUCUCUGAGCUUAAGGCCCACCUAGUCUACAUAGGAAGUUUCAUAAGACUGACUUCUUAUAGGCGUUCAUAAAAUAUAUUGGAUUCUGUCUUCCAUCAGUAUCUUUUAGCUUCACAAGUCUUAUAAAACAACAUUCAAAUCAGUUAUGGUAAAGAAAAAUGUAAAUGAGAUGUGUGUUGAAUACAUCCAAACUAGUGAACAUUAUUACCCCAUAGCCUGCACUGUUAAGGCUUCAGUCACUUGGUGUAAAGUUGGUUAAAAACAUGGAGAUUUUUAAAUAAAGUAUUCAUUGUGUGUAA